Molecule: messenger RNA, 1364 nt
Organism: Coccidioides immitis RS
Lineage: Eukaryota; Fungi; Ascomycota; Eurotiomycetes; Onygenales; Onygenaceae
Product: phosphotransferase enzyme family protein
Exons: 2
Coding region: 1-1218 (405 amino acids)
Source: RefSeq, a predicted model, not a curated record
AUGGAUUGGGAUCGCCUCGCUGAAGUGAAAUCUCAGGAAUUCUUCAUCGGCUGGCUACAGAUUCUGUCGCGAGAAUCGCCUGCCUUGCCAUUAAAGCUCGCUGGUCGGCACCGCUCCGACUCUCGCCCGUUGAAGCCUCAGGUUUCAUUACCGGAGCUUACAACAUAUGUUCCAUCGUCACAUUUGAAGACGGAUUCCGCGUGGUCAAGCCGGUUUCGCACCGAAAAAUCUAGAGAUGAAAUUGCUGUAUUGCAGUUCCUCAAACAACGGACACGAUUGCCCGUCCCGGUCGUCCUUGGUGGUGGGCGCUGGGGGUUGGGCCCUUACAUUGUUACAACUUUCCUCGAGGGAACCCUGCUGUCCAAACGGCUCCGAGAUCCUACAAAAGAAUCACUCAGUUUGGAUUCGAACCUAUCAGGCUCCCACCUGCAAAAGGUUUAUCAUGGAAUGGCUCGUAUCCUGCUGGAGCUUGCAAAGCCGACGUUUCCAGCCAUUGGGGGCUUGGAACUAGAUUCAGGAACUUGGAAAGUCAGCAAAAGACCGCUAACACUCAACAUGAACGAACUCGUACGUGUUGGAAAUCUUCCUCCGAGUAUAUUCGCUAAAAAUACAUUUCAAACUGCAUCUGAAUAUUUUCAGGAACUCGCCACACAGCAGUUUCUUCACCUCCACCAUCAGCGUAAUGAUGCAGUAGAAGAUGGACAUGACUGCCGCAAAAAAUAUAUAGCCCGGUGUCUCUUCCGCAGGAUUGCACGGGAGAUUCAGACAGAGGCUGGCCCCUUCCAUCUUUAUUGUGACGAUCUUCGCCCUUCAAAUGUACUUACUUGCGACCCAGAUUUCAUGAUUACUGGUGUCAUUGACUGGGAGUUCACUUAUGUCGCCCCAGCUGAAUUCACCUACACCGCUCCAUGGUGGCUGCUUCUCGAAAGCCCUGAGGCUUGGGAAUCAGACUUGAAUGCCUUCCUAGCCCGUUACAAACCGCAUCUCAAACUCUUCCUCAAGGUGCUCCGAGAUUGUGAGGGCCAGCAAAUACGGAAAGGCUCCAUCAUGGAGUCUCAACACCUAUCAGAUCGAAUGGCGCAAUCAAUUGAAAAUGGACUUUUUGGUUCUGCCUUGCGGCGAGGAAAAGCUUCAUGUUUGACGACAUUUACUGGACAUUUCUUGACAAGAAGCAUUUUGGCCCUCUGCGCUGCUUGGAUGAUAGAAUCUCUCUUCUGACUCAGCAGGAGCGCAGUGAACUGGAUGGAUUCGUCCAGAGGAAAAUGCAGCAAGCUGCAGAAAAGGGUUUGGAUGAACACUUGACAUAUGAUGAAUUCGUUGAUCUUUAAUGAGAGUAUUUGGACAUUCUAGAUCAUGAACACUUU